This is a messenger RNA of Clavispora lusitaniae ATCC 42720, 531 nucleotides long. Lineage: Eukaryota; Fungi; Ascomycota; Pichiomycetes; Serinales; Metschnikowiaceae. The record is from RefSeq and is a predicted model, not a curated record.
AUGACCAGACGCACUCCCCAAUGCUUUCCGGUUGAGACCAUGCUCGAGCCUAGAGGACGAAUCUCUGCUGAUUCAGAAUGCUACGUCCCCAACUUUGGCCCUGGCCUCCGCUGGCGCCGCUGUGUUAGCAAAUAUGGCACCUGUAUGCAGGGUUACCCGCCCCGUCCCCAGCCAAUGAGCGCGGCCCAAAUACACACCGCGAAAAACUACAAGCCUGCUUGCACUUUCGCUUUCUUCCACAACACCCAUCUAUUCAGACAUGUCGCUUGCAUUCAGAUCAUUGAGAAGCGGUUUGGCGUUGAAGAACUCUGCCAGAGCCUUGACCACUUCCUCUUCGGCUCUCUCUUCCUACCAGCAGCCAGACUUUUCGUCUUACCUCAGCAACAGAGGCGACCAAAAGACCAAGAACUUCACCUACUUCAUGGUUGGCUCGAUGGGUUUGUUGUCUGCUGCGGGCGCCAAGUCCACUGUGGAGGCUUUCCUCUCGUCCAUGUCUGCCUCUGCCGAUGUUUUGGCCAUGGCCAAGGUUGA